AGAGUUCCUCGGUGAGAGCUGGGGGAGGUACCCAAGAGGGUCUGGGAGAGCUAGUAUCUCCCGGAUACAUUGGUGAGAGCUGGGUGUCCCUUGAGAAGGCAUGUCACCCCAGGCCCAGGAGCUGAGGGGGGUCACCCAGGGAGUAGGGGAUGCCUGUCAUCCCAGGAGCUGAGACCAGAAUGAGGAGAUGUCUCAGGGCAGCCUGUCUGUGGAAUUCCUGUUGCUUGCUGACCAGCCCAACAGCCCAGCAGAGGAAAAGACGAGAGCAGAUAGUUCUGACACAGACCUAGAGAUUGAAGAUCCCGAGAGGUCCUUUGCAACCAUGAAGGGUGCAGAGCUAUAUCUAGAAGCUUGCAAACUGGUGGGGGUGGUGCCUGUCUCUUACUUCCUUCGGAACAUGGAGGAGCCUUACAUGAACCUGAACCAUCAUGGUCUAGGACCCCAGGGUGCCAAAGCCAUUGCCAUCGCACUGGUGUCCAACACAACCAUCACUCAUCUGGAGCUGGAAGAUAACUGGAUCCUGGCUGAAGGAGUCACGUGUCUGGUACAGAUGCUGCGAGAGAACUGCUACAUUCAAGAACUGAACAUCUCCAAUAACCACAUAGGCACAGAAGGAGCGGAAGCCAUCUCCAGGAUGUUCCUGGAUAAUAUUUCUAGUCUCCGGGCUGUUCAGCUCUCAGGAAACAACUUUAGGGAGGAAACUGCACAGUACUUUGCCGAGGCACUAUUGGGCAAUUACCGAGUGAAGGAGCUGGACCUCAGCCACAAUGAGUUCUCUGAGAAGGGAGGAGAGCAUCUGGGACAGAUGUUAGCCAACAAUGAAGCACUGGAGUUUCUGAACCUGAGCUGGAACCACUUGCGGAUGAAGGGGGCUGUGGCAUUGGGCGCUGGUCUCAGAGUAAGUCUCCCUCCUGAACAGCGAUACACCUGACCCUGAUUGUUAGCUGAGCUUGGAAGGUUGGCAUGUCCUGGCUGAAGCACUGGUUUGCCCUUGUUCUGCUAAUGGUUCUUUUAUAUCAUCACUAGCCAUUCAACUUCCUGUGUUUGCCAAUAACCUAUGCCCCUCUAAUUUUACAGAGGGGUCAACUUUAGGCAACACUCAAAACCUAGCAACAGAGAAACAACAGAUACUCCCAUCCAUACC
Gopherus flavomarginatus (Mexican gopher tortoise) is the source of this 1144-nucleotide messenger RNA. RefSeq names its product leucine rich repeat containing 74A (gene LRRC74A). Gene Ontology annotation, molecular function: protein binding. Lineage: Eukaryota; Metazoa; Chordata; Testudines; Testudinidae. The record is from RefSeq and is a predicted model, not a curated record. The transcript has 8 exons. Bases 188 to 931 code for a protein of 247 amino acids.